Messenger RNA from Danio aesculapii, 2710 nucleotides. It is a transcript of the gene ggcx, whose product is annotated as gamma-glutamyl carboxylase. Gene Ontology annotation, molecular function: vitamin binding; gamma-glutamyl carboxylase activity. Lineage: Eukaryota; Metazoa; Chordata; Actinopteri; Cypriniformes; Danionidae. The record is from RefSeq and is a predicted model, not a curated record. The coding region runs from base 160 to 2472 and encodes 770 amino acids. Gene Ontology annotation, biological process: peptidyl-glutamic acid carboxylation. The transcript is spliced from 15 exons.
CUUCCAGCGGACAGCCAACCUUUCAGGGUGCUGAUCCUCUGUUGGACACGUACCUCAGUGUGCUGUGUUAAAGUCUACCUGCGUGUCCGAUGUGACAAUAUUUCAGUUAUUUUGUAACGUUUUCUAACGUUAUAGCAGACUGGUUUCAUAUCUUGCAACAUGGAGCCAAAGGCGAGUGACGCGACCGCAGGUGCUCCAUAUGUCGAACCAUCUAAAGCAAAGAGAAGGAACAGUAAGGAGCUCAAACAGGCAUCUGUGGCCCCAUCCCAGCAGAUCAGCACCAUGAAGCGUCUCUUCGGCUUUGAGAAGGAAGAUGUCUCAUCAUGGCAUCGGUUUGUGUGUCUUCUCAAUCGCCCCACUGAUCCGGCCUCACUGGGCAUUUUCCGUUUCUUAUUUGGUAUGCUGAUGGCUCUGGACAUUACCCAGGAGCGAGGACUGAGUCAUCUGGACUACAAGUAUUUGGACGGGGCACCAGUAUGCCGCUUCCCCCUCUUUAACUUCCUGAAGCCGCUUCCCAUGGACUGGAUGUUCUUUGUGUAUUUCGUGAUGUUCCUUGGUGCUGUUGGUAUCAUGCUUGGCUGUUUUUAUCGCUUUGCCUGUCUGAUGUUUAUAUCCACGUACUGGUACGUUUUCUUCCUGGACAAAACAACCUGGAACAAUCACUCCUAUCUAUAUGGACUCAUCGGCUUCCAGCUCACGCUCAUGGAUGCUAACAGAUACUGGUCAGUAGAUGGACUCAGAAACCCGAGGAAGAGAAACGCUCAUGUGCCUCUGUGGAACUACACUUUGCUGAGAACUCAGAUUUUCAUAGUGUACUUUAUCGCUGGGGUUAAGAAACUGGAUGCUGAUUGGGUGGAAGGAUACUCAAUGAAAUACUUGGCACACCAUUGGUUAUUUGACCCUUUUAAAGUGAUCUUGCCUGUUGAAGUAGUCAGUCUGAUGGUGGUCCAUGGUGGAGGUCUGAUCUUAGACCUCACAGCUGGCUAUCUGCUUUUCUUUGAUGUCACACGUCCCGUCGCCAUCUUUUUUGUCUCCUAUUUCCACUGCAUGAAUUCUCAGCUCUUUAGCAUAGGAAUGUUUUCUUAUACCAUGUUGUCCACAAGCCCUAUCUUCUGCUACCCUGACUGGCCCAGACGUUUUUUCGGCCAUUUCCCAGAGUUCCUCCAACCUGUUCUGCCCUUCAUUUCUCCGACCCCGAUUCCCAGUUCAUCCUGCGUUUACCCAAAAUUACCCAGUGGCUCUGGAGGACAAGAGGAGGCCCACGCUGACCUCAAGCCCACCACACCACGCUUUAAACACAAAUUCAGAGCCUUCUUCGUCAUCCUGUACAUCCUUGAGCAAUUCUUCCUGCCAUACUCUCACUUCAUCACACAGGGUUAUAACAACUGGACAAAUGGAUUGUAUGGCUACUCGUGGGACAUGAUGGUUCACUCACGCUCACAUCAGCAUGUCAAAAUCACCUACAGAGACGGAGUAACAGGGGAGGUUGGAUAUCUAAACCCAGGAGUUUUCACUCAGAGCCGAAGAUGGAAAGAUCACGGAGACAUGUUGAAGCAGUACGCUACCUGCCUCAGCGAAAAUCUGCCACGCUUCAACAUCUCAGAUCCAGAGAUCUACUUUGACAUUUGGGUUUCCAUCAAUGACCGCUUCCAGCAGAGGAUAUUUGACCCACGUGUUGACAUUGUAAAAGCCGAUUGGUCACCAUUCAGACCCAAUCCAUGGCUUAUGCCACUGCUAGUUGACCUCUCACCAUGGAGGACUAAAUUUGAGGAGAUUGAAGGUUCUUUAGACAACCAGACUGAAGUGGUGUUCAUCGCAGACUUUCCAGGUCUGUUCCUGGAAAACUUUGUGAGUGAAGAUCUCGGGAACACGAGCGUUCAGGUCCUAGAGGGUAAAGUGAAUGUAGAAAUAGUGGAUGAGAAAAAGAACUACAGUUUACAACCUGGAGAAAAGAUGCAGAUUCCAGCUGGUGAAUACCAUAAGGUGUACACUGUGUCUGAAGGACCAUCAUGUUACAUGUACAUCUAUGUAAACACUACUGAGGCGGAGCUUCAAAAGAACUUCACCAAGCUUUCUGAACUUCAGGAGAAAGUGCGCAAUGGAACAGAAACGGAGCCUUUGCCUCCUGAGCUGCAGCCCCUCAUCACUGGACUCGAUGACCAGGACUCAGAAAACACUGUGAUCGACCCAGUAGUGCGGAUCUUCUUAAAGAGACAGAAACGCAUGCAGGAGGUCAGGAAGAGACGAGAAUCUUCAAUGCUCGAACGCUUCCAGAGAUUCGCCUCAAAGAAAUACUACUCCAUUAGACGAGGGUUUUUGAUGACAGCCAUUGCUUUGCGUAAUCUGGCUGUUGGUUUGCCGCCGAUUGAGCAACUGACCAGAGAAGUGGCCUACGCCAACCUGAAGGAGCCAGAGACUGAGAGGAGUCAGGAUGAGCAUCUGAAAGACGAGGUGGGCCACGGAGAGCUGUGAUAAAACACACUGUUAAUGAGCUGCUGGUGGUCCUGGAGCAAACCAGCAAAUGCUUAAGUAUGUCAGUAUUUUGGAGCAUUCCAUGAUUUUGCGAAAAAUCAGUUUGUUGUUUACAAAUAAUACCCUUAUUUUUUUUAAAGCAAACAAAAAAAAUCAUCUACACUCUCAUGUUGUUCCAAGAUUUUUAAAUAAAUCCGAAAUUGUGUCCAGUUCUAAACAUGUAACUUUUUAUUUCGCU